This is a messenger RNA of Neltuma alba, 429 nucleotides long. Its product is annotated as MADS-box transcription factor ANR1-like. Gene Ontology annotation, molecular function: DNA-binding transcription factor activity; RNA polymerase II transcription regulatory region sequence-specific DNA binding; protein dimerization activity. The transcript is spliced from 4 exons. Gene Ontology annotation, cellular component: nucleus. NCBI's taxonomy places the organism in Eukaryota, Viridiplantae, Streptophyta, Magnoliopsida, Fabales, Fabaceae. Gene Ontology annotation, biological process: positive regulation of transcription by RNA polymerase II. The coding region runs from base 1 to 429 and encodes 142 amino acids. The record is from RefSeq and is a predicted model, not a curated record.
AUGGGGAGAGGGAAGAUUGUGAUUAAGAGGAUUGAAGAUUCAGCAAGCAGGCAAGUGACUUUCUCUAAGAGAAGAAAUGGAUUGCUCAAGAAAGCAAGAGAGCUUUCGAUCCUCUGCGACGCGCAAGUUGGCGUGAUUGUGUUCUCCAGCACUGGCAGGCUCUAUGAAUAUGGAAGCUCCAGCAUGAGAUCUAUUAUUGAGCGCUACAACCAAGUAAAAGUUGAACAACAUCAGCAUGUGAAUCCUGAUUCGGAAGUCAAGCUUUGGCAGAGAGAAGUGAUUGUAUUGAGGCAACAACUGCAACAUUUGCAGGAAUGCCACAGGCAACUCAUGGGUGCACAACUUUCUGGUUUGGGCAUUAACGAACUGCAAAAUUUGGAGAAUCAACUGGAGAUGAGUUUGAAGGGUGUCCGAAUAAAAAAGGUAUGA